GAUCCGGAGCGACCCGAGCAUCAGCGAGAGUAGCUGCGAGAAGCCGCGGCGGCGGCGGCGCGUCGGUGCAGUUGCGCCAUCUGUCAGGAGCGCAGCCGGCGGGGAGGGGGCUCCGCGGAGAGGAGGAGGGGUCGCCGUGCGCCGGGCCUCCGAGACCCGCCCGCCCUCCCGCCGGCCAGGAGCACAGCGAGGCCGCCUAGAGCCGGAUCGCUCCGAGGACUCCCCGGGCGCACACAAAGCCACCGCCCGCGCCAGCCAGGGAGGGACCGCGCUGCCGGGCCGAGGACACCGGCGCCGCCCCCUCGGCGCUUCGCGAGGCCCACGAGCUCCCGGGCUCAGCCGCGGAGCCGCCGGUGCAGCCUGGGCCUCGCCUGAGGAGGGCAGAGAGAAGACCAUGUGAAUGUGCUCUGGAGCCGAGCGCCACGCCACACAGUGUUUGGAAAGAACAGGAUGCUGAUCUAGAUGUGGAAAAAAGCCGGUCCUACCCGUGGUUUAGAAGACAUGUGGUGUAUAUAAAGUUUGCGAUAGUUGGUGGAAAUUUGGGAACUUGGAUAAUGGGCUGUGUGCAAUGUAAGGAUAAAGAAGCAGCGAAACUGACGGAGGAGAGGGACGGCAGCCUGAACCAGAGCUCCGGGUACCGCUAUGGCACAGACCCCACCCCUCAGCACUACCCCAGCUUCGGCGUGACCUCCAUCCCAAACUACAACAACUUCCAUGCAGCUGGGGGCCAGGGACUCACCGUCUUUGGGGGUGUGAACUCUUCCUCUCACACUGGGACCCUGCGUACGAGAGGAGGGACAGGAGUGACACUCUUUGUGGCUCUUUACGACUAUGAAGCACGGACGGAAGAUGACCUGAGUUUUCACAAAGGGGAAAAAUUUCAAAUACUGAACAGCUCGGAAGGAGACUGGUGGGAAGCCCGCUCCUUGACAACGGGGGAAACUGGUUACAUUCCGAGCAACUAUGUGGCUCCAGUGGACUCUAUCCAGGCAGAAGAGUGGUACUUUGGAAAACUUGGCCGAAAAGAUGCCGAGAGACAGCUCCUGUCCUUUGGAAACCCAAGAGGUACCUUUCUUAUCCGCGAGAGCGAAACCACCAAAGGUGCCUACUCACUUUCCAUCCGGGAUUGGGAUGAUAUGAAAGGAGACCAUGUCAAACAUUAUAAAAUUCGCAAACUUGACAAUGGUGGAUACUAUAUCACCACGCGGGCCCAGUUUGAAACCCUCCAGCAGCUUGUACAGCACUACUCAGAGAGAGCCGCAGGUCUCUGCUGCCGCCUAGUAGUCCCCUGUCACAAAGGGAUGCCACGGCUUACCGAUCUGUCUGUCAAAACCAAAGAUGUCUGGGAAAUCCCUCGAGAAUCCCUGCAGUUGAUCAAGAGACUGGGAAAUGGGCAGUUUGGGGAAGUAUGGAUGGGUACCUGGAAUGGAAACACAAAAGUAGCCAUAAAGACUCUUAAGCCGGGCACAAUGUCUCCAGAAUCCUUCCUGGAGGAAGCACAGAUCAUGAAGAAGCUGAAACACGACAAGCUGGUGCAGCUCUAUGCCGUUGUGUCUGAGGAGCCCAUUUACAUCGUCACAGAAUACAUGAAUAAAGGAAGUUUGCUUGAUUUCUUAAAAGACGGUGAAGGGAGAGCUCUGAAAUUGCCAAAUCUUGUCGACAUGGCAGCACAGGUUGCCGCCGGAAUGGCUUAUAUCGAGCGCAUGAAUUAUAUCCACAGAGAUCUGCGAUCAGCAAACAUUCUGGUGGGGAAUGGACUCAUUUGCAAGAUUGCUGACUUCGGGUUGGCUCGCUUGAUUGAAGACAAUGAGUACACAGCAAGACAAGGUGCCAAGUUUCCCAUUAAGUGGACAGCCCCUGAAGCAGCCCUGUAUGGAAGGUUCACAAUCAAGUCUGACGUGUGGUCUUUCGGAAUCUUACUCACAGAGCUGGUCACCAAAGGAAGAGUGCCCUACCCAGGUAUGAACAACCGGGAGGUGCUGGAGCAGGUGGAGAGGGGCUACCGGAUGCCCUGCCCACAGGACUGCCCCAUCUCCCUGCACGAGCUCAUGAUCCACUGUUGGAAAAAGGAUCCGGAAGAGCGCCCCACUUUCGAGUACUUGCAGGGCUUCCUGGAGGACUACUUUACGGCCACGGAGCCCCAGUACCAGCCAGGGGAAAACCUGUGAGCACCUGCUCUUCAGAGACCUCUCGCCAGAGGCCUCCCCACCCCUCCCCAUUAGCUUCCAGUUCCGUAGCCAGCUGCCCCUGAGCAGCGAGAACCGUCCAGGAUCAGAUUGCAUGUGACUGAAGCUGACGACCUUCCACGGCCUCAUUAAUGACACUUUUGUCCCCAAUCCGAACCUCCUCUGUGAAGCAUCCGAGACAGAACCGUGUUGUUUCUCAGACUUUGGAAAUGCAUUGUAUCGAUGUUAUGUCAAAGGCCAACCUCUGUUCCGUGUAAAUAGUCGCUCCCGUGCCAACACCCCUAGUGCUUUCCUUUUUUAAAAAAGAAAAAAAAAAUGCAAAUCCUAUGUGAUUUUAACUCUGUCUUCACCUGAUUCAACUAAAAAAAAAAAAAGUAUUAUUUUCCAAAAGUGGCCUCUUUGUCUAAAACAAUAAAAUUUUUUUUCAUGUUUUAACAAAAACCGAUCAGGACAGGUGUUUGUUUUUUUUCUUUUUUAUACAUGAGUAUAUAUAUAUAAACAUAUGUUCCUGUACAUACACCAUGUGGGUGCUACCGUGGAGACUGUGGCCCACAAAGGCCACGUAGUUACAGGAUCAGAGGGAGGAUCGCUGCAGAAACCUGCAUGUCAGCACGGGUGUCAUUCCGAAAGCCGGUGGCCUCAUUUUUUGACUUCUACAAAGCAUGAAUUCCCCCCCCCCCUCCUUUGGAUUGCACUUUUCAGUUCCUGAUCAUACCUGUAGGUUAUUGUUCAUAUGACUCUUCUCAGGUCCCUGAGCUGAGUUCACACAUCUUGGGACCGGUUUUUGCUCCGGCGUACUGUGACCUGUUCUUGAGACUUGAAAGUGAGCACAUUUAAGCAAGCAGACAGUCCUGCCAGGAGAGCGCGAGACGGAGACCACACAGACUUCCUGUAUAAAUAUGAAUGCUGAAGUGUUUCAAAUGUUCUUCUUUUAUUUAAUAAAUCUUGUAACCACAUUUAAAUGGUCUAAAACCCAUAUAGCAUUGUAGUCACGGCAACCUACUAAACUUUCUCAUGCAACUAACAAUUAUGGGGAAGGCGAGGGUGGGGGGGGUGUACAUUUCCAUUGUAAAAUAAGUGUUUUAAUGUCCUGUACUGCUAAUGAAUGGCUCUCCGUGUCCAGAGUACUCCAGUCAAUAACUAUGCACUACUUUACAUUUCAUGGGGUGCACAAAAAAGGAUUACAUUUUUAGUUGCUGUUUGUACCAACCUUGAAUUACAUAUGUUUAACAACAACAGAGCAAUUCCUAUUUCUAUUGAGUUUUUUAAUACUGAAUAGCAACUCAGAAGUCUUAAUUCCUUUUUUUGUUGAUGAUUUAUUUGUGAGUUUACAUUUUUAAAUUGUUUAACUUUCUUAAUUUAGUAAUUAAAGAGAGCAUUUUACAU
Chionomys nivalis (European snow vole) is the source of this 3572-nucleotide messenger RNA. It is a transcript of the gene Fyn, whose product is annotated as FYN proto-oncogene, Src family tyrosine kinase. The record is from RefSeq and is a predicted model, not a curated record. NCBI's taxonomy places the organism in Eukaryota, Metazoa, Chordata, Mammalia, Rodentia, Cricetidae. Gene Ontology annotation, cellular component: extrinsic component of cytoplasmic side of plasma membrane. Bases 555 to 2168 code for a protein of 537 amino acids. Gene Ontology annotation, molecular function: ATP binding; non-membrane spanning protein tyrosine kinase activity; signaling receptor binding. Gene Ontology annotation, biological process: cell differentiation; protein phosphorylation; cell surface receptor protein tyrosine kinase signaling pathway. The transcript has 14 exons.